Messenger RNA from Dibothriocephalus latus, 393 nucleotides. The record is from the annotation of a GenBank genome assembly. Lineage: Eukaryota; Metazoa; Platyhelminthes; Cestoda; Diphyllobothriidea; Diphyllobothriidae.
CUGGGCAUCACAACCAUCUGCUGUGCUGUAGUCAUCCGUCUCAUCGCCACAUUCCUCGCCAUGACGCCUUCUAAACUCACCUACCACGACCGAAUCUUUGUGGCUCUGGCGUGGAUGCCCAAGGCCACGGUACAGGCCGCUAUUGGCCCACUGGCCCUUGAAGCAGCUCGCAAAGCUGGUGAUGCCCAGCUCAUUGACUGGGGUGAACAGAUUCUUACGUUGGCCGCACUAAUUAUCAUCCUGACAGCGCCUCUGGCGGCCACCCUAAUGAUGGUAACUGCACCCUGUCUACUCACACAAGAUGGAGAUUUACCAGAAAAUGGUAAUGAUUCUGGAUCAAACGAUGUUAAAAAUAACAAUGAGGAACAAUUGGAAACAAUUUCCGUAAUUUAG